Nematostella vectensis (starlet sea anemone) is the source of this 2349-nucleotide messenger RNA. RefSeq names its product amine oxidase [flavin-containing]. Gene Ontology annotation, molecular function: oxidoreductase activity. NCBI's taxonomy places the organism in Eukaryota, Metazoa, Cnidaria, Anthozoa, Actiniaria, Edwardsiidae. The coding region runs from base 147 to 1712 and encodes 521 amino acids. The transcript has 16 exons. The record is from RefSeq and is a predicted model, not a curated record.
AUAGUCGAGUCAGCGGCUACACGCCGUAGGCUAGUAUACAUAUACGCCGUAGGCUAGUAUACGUGACGAGCUGUGGCAGACACCACUAACACGGUUGAUGUCCAGGUCAUAUAAUAACCCGUAAAAAUAAAAAAAAAAACAUUCAAAUGACGGGACACAUCGAGACCAAGGAUGUUUUGGUUAUAGGAGCAGGAAUAAGCGGUUUGCGUGCGGCCACUAUACUGCAGGAGAAAUAUGGACUGGAUGUCAUUGUGUUGGAAGCAAGGGAUAGAGUUGGAGGACGGACCCAUACUUUGGAAGACCCCAGUUUUAAGUACUGUGACAUUGGUGGUGCAUAUAUUGGCAGUACUCAAACACGAGUCAACAGCCUUGUGGAAGAAUUGGGCCUGGAACUAUUCAAAGUGAAUGCAGAUGGAUAUGAUGUUGAACAUUAUUUAGGAAAGCGAGUUUUAAAGAAGGGUGCCCUAGCAUCUUGGGGAUCCUCAUUCCUUGGGUCCCUGGAUGCCAAUAACAUGUGGCAGCUCCUGGAUGAAAUGUGCCAUCAAGUGCCGCUGGAGGGCCCAUGGCUGGCUAACAAAGCAGAGGAGUGGGAUACUAUGACUUUGAAACAGUUUCUGGAUCAAACAUGCUGGACACAAUUUGCAAAGAAUGCAGCCACCGGAUAUUGCCAAGGAAUGUUAGGGUCUGAGCCUCACGACCUCUCUCUGCUCUUCUUCCUAUGGUAUCUAAGGGCUGGUGGUGGUACAGUCAGGAACAUGGAGUUCAAUGAUGGAGGAGCUCAGGAGUACAAAGUGCUAGGUGGUUCUCAAAGUAUUUGUGUGAAGAUGGCAGAAAAACUUGGGAGUGACAGAAUAAUUUUUAAUUCUGAUGUUAUACAUAUUGACCAGACAAGUGAUGUCACAACCAUAACAUGUGCCAAUGGUUUGAGCUAUAAGGCAAAAUAUGUCAUUGCUACUGUUCCGUCAUCCCUUUUGAACAGAAUAAGAUUCACGCCCAACCUUCCAGCCCUCAAGUUUCAGGGUGCACAAAGGACUCCUAUAGGUUCUGUCAUCAAAGUUAUUAUGUUUUAUGAAAAAGCAUUUUGGAGAGAAAAAGGUCUUUCUGGGUUUUUUAACUCUGAUAUUGGCCCUGUCGAGGAUGGUCUUGAUGAUACAAAGCCUGACGGCUCCCACCCUGCUAUUAUGGGUUUUGUUGCUGGUGACUGGGCAAGAAAGUUUACAACUUUUCCAGAAGAGGAAAGGAAGCGCUUAAUUUGUGAGCAAUAUCAGACAAUAUUUGACAGCCCCGAGGCUUUGAAGCCCAUCCGGUACUUUGAAAAAGACUGGAUGUCGGAUAAGUACGCGGGCGGCUGUUAUGUCGGUACCUUCCCUCCUGGUGUACUUACAAGAUACGGCAAAGUAAUGCGAGAUCCGUUUGGCCGAGUGCAUUUUGCAGGCACGCUGACCGCUUCCAUGUGGGUGGGAUAUAUGGACGGUGCUGUUGAGUCUGGAGAGCGGGUCGCGAUAGAGGUGGCUGAGAUGUUUGGUAAAGUUUCGGCGGUUGAGGUGGCUUGUAGAUCGCAUGAUUUACUGGCUAGCGAAUACCCCUUUAUGGAAUACAGCUUCACAGAGAAACACUUAAUGCCCUCGGUCCCAGGCUUCCUGGCAGGGAUGUCUGUGGUCGGUUUGGGAGGACUGGUACUAGCCGCCUAUGUGAUGCAUAUUAGGAAAUGAAGAUACACAGGAAGACCACACAGGGCCGCUUUCUCUGUUUUGGGAUGGUUGACUCGUACUAGAAUAUUUCACCUAUAUAUUUAGCUAGAAUGUUAUAGAAGAUCAGAAAAAAUUGAAUAUAUUAUUAUCAAGCAAUUUACAAUAUUUGUAUUCUUCCGAAAACAGUAUAUCCUCGUUUUCUCAUCAUCCAAAUUCACUAGAUCAUUCAAUUAUUCACUAACGCCUUUGUGUCCGUGUUACAAUCAUAAUUUAGAUUCUCUAUGAAUAAUGAAAAAUAUCAAAUAAGCUCGUCAUAUUGUCAAUAUUUUCUUAAAAAAGGAAACUCAGUCAUGGGUAUAGCUUUCAUAGAAACAAAGAGUUUACAGAGUUUAGGGCAUGUUGCGCGACCUAGAGGUGGUUUCGAAGAGAUCAUCCUCGGGGACCUAGGGCGUCGCGGAGAUCGGGCACACAGGGAGCGCGCGAGAAAGAAACAGGCUGAAAGACGUCUUUCAGUGCUCUUUCCAGCUCGCGCGCUCCGUGUUUUCCCGAUUUUCGCGACGCCCUCGGUCCCCGAGGAUGCGAGGAGAUUUGUAUUACCGUUUUACUCCUAGUAAUCUUUGUGGAUUCAGAAAAUAAAAGAAUAGCAAAAGGGGUAAAA